Molecule: messenger RNA, 2010 nt
Organism: Cornus florida
Lineage: Eukaryota; Viridiplantae; Streptophyta; Magnoliopsida; Cornales; Cornaceae
Product: boron transporter 4-like
Exons: 13
Coding region: 1-2010 (669 amino acids)
Biological process (GO): monoatomic anion transport; monoatomic ion homeostasis; transmembrane transport
Cellular component (GO): plasma membrane
Molecular function (GO): solute:inorganic anion antiporter activity
Source: RefSeq, a predicted model, not a curated record
AUGUAUAGUAUCAAAUACCCAUUCAGAGGGAUUGUUGAAGACUUCAGAGGAAGGAAAGCUUGCUAUAAGCAAGACUGGAUAGGCGCAAUUUGUUCAGGCACCAGGAUUUUGGCUCCAACAGCCUAUAUCUUCUUCGCUUCUGCUCUUCCGGUUAUUGCAUUUGGAGAACAGCUUAGCAGAGAAACUGAUGGAAUCUUGAGCACAGUAGAAACUUUGACUUCUACUGCUAUAUGUGGCAUCAUACACUCAAUAUUUGGUGGACAGCCUUUGUUGAUAUUAGGAGUUGCAGAGCCCACAGUUAUAAUGUACACUUACCUUUACAAUUUCUGCAAAGGAAGGGCAGAUCUCGGAGGAGAGUUGUACUUGGCUUGGGCUGGAUGGGUCUGUGUCUGGACAGCUCUCUUGCUCUUUCUUCUUGCCAUACUUAAUGCUUGCAACAUUAUCAAUAGAUUUACGAGAAUCGCAGGGGAACUUUUUGGCAUGUUGAUUGCUGUUCUUUUCAUGCAACAGGCUGUUAAGGGAUUGGUGAGUGAAUUUAGGAUUCCUAAAGCUGAAGACCCUUAUGCAGAAAAGUAUAAUUUUCAGUGGCUGUAUACAAACGGAUUGCUGGCAAUCAUAUUCUCCUUUGGCUUACUCUUUACUGCUUUAAAGAGCAGAAGAGCCAGGUCAUGGAAGUUCGGCACAGGAUGGUUACGAAGUUUUAUUGCAGACUAUGGGGUUCCUCUCAUGGUAUUAGUAUGGUCAGCAUUGUCAUUCGGUGUACCUAACAAAGUUCCCUCUGGAGUUCCAAGGAGGCUUUUUAGUCCUCUUCCUUGGGAAUCUACAUCCUUGCACCACUGGACAGUAGUCAAGGAUAUGGGGAAAGUCCCCCCGGUAUACAUUUUUGCUGCCUUCAUUCCAGCUGUGAUGAUAGCAGGCCUUUAUUUCUUUGACCAUAGUGUUGCUUCACAAAUGGCACAACAGAAGGAAUUCAAUCUCAAGAACCCAUCUGCUUACCAUUAUGACAUCUUAUUGCUCGGAAUUAUGACCCUGCUGUGUGGAUUGACUGGACUCCCUCCCUCUAAUGGUGUACUUCCACAAUCCCCCAUGCACACCAAGAGCCUUGCUGUUCUUAAGAGACAGUUGAUCCGAAAGAAGAUGGUAAAGAGUGCCAAGGAAUGCAUAAAGCGACAAGCUAGCAACUAUGAAAUUUACGGAAGGAUGGAAAGAGUGUUUAUAGAGACGGACACAACUACAACUCCUGUAGUAGCAAAAGAGCUGAAAAACUUGAAGGAAGCAGUAAUGAAAGAUGAAGAUAGAGGAAACAAAGAUGCUAAAAUUGAUCUAGAAAAGCACAUUGAUGCUCACUUGCCUGUUCGGGUUAAUGAGCAAAGAAUGAGCAACAUAUUACAAUCACUUCUUGUGGGAGCAUCAUUAUUUGCCAUGCCAGUAAUUAAGAAGAUACCUACAUCAGUUCUCUGGGGAUAUUUUGCCUACAUGGCUAUUGACAGCCUCCCCGGAAACCAGUUCUGGGAAAGAAUUUUGCUGCUUUUUGUUGCUCCUGGUAGGCGGUACAAAGUCCUGGAAGGGGUCCAUGCUGCUUUUGUGGAGUUGGUGCCUUUCAAUAAGAUUGCAACAUUUACGCUAUUCCAGUUGGCAUAUCUUCUAAUUUGUUUUGGGGUGACAUGGAUACCCAUAGCUGGAAUUUUGUUCCCCUUGCCAUUCUUUCUGCUCAUAAUCAUUAGACAGCAUCUCCUUCCUAAACUAUUUCAUCCACAUUAUCUUCAAGAGUUGGAUGCAGCUGAGUAUGAGGAAGUAACCGGUGGUCAGAAUCAUAGUCAUGGCGCCUCACCUAAGGAAGGGGAAUCAGCUCCUUCAGGGGAUGAAACUAUAGAAGUGGAGAAGUGUCAUUCUGAGAUCCUCGACGAGUUGACAACAAGUAGAGGAGAGUUGAAACUUAGAUCCAGGAGCUUUAAUGAAGAGAGGCUACCUCAGGUUCAUCCCGAGGAUGAUGUCUCUCAGGAAGAGUGA